This is a messenger RNA of Paraphaeosphaeria sporulosa, 1024 nucleotides long. RefSeq lists its product as uncharacterized. The record is from RefSeq and is a predicted model, not a curated record. Lineage: Eukaryota; Fungi; Ascomycota; Dothideomycetes; Pleosporales; Didymosphaeriaceae. The coding region runs from base 31 to 921 and encodes 296 amino acids. Gene Ontology annotation, molecular function: NADH dehydrogenase activity. The transcript has 3 exons.
AUCGCAACACCCGCAGCUCCCACACCCACAAUGGCCUCCAAGCUGGUACCGUUCAUGUAUCGCAGCGGGCCCCGCGCCUUGCGCCAGCUCCAGCGGACCCAAUGGCGGGCCUUCAGCGUCACAGCCCCCGCGCGCAGCGACUCCCUGAUGGUGCACCGCGACACGCCCGAGAACAACCCGUCCAUCCCGUUCAAGUUCACCGCGCAGAAUGAGGAGCUCAUCAAGGAGAUUGUCUCCCGGUACCCCUCGCAGUACAAGAAGGCGGCCGUCAUGCCGCUGCUCGACCUCGGCCAGCGCCAGCACGGCUUCACCAGCAUCAGCGUCAUGAACGAGGUGGCCCGGAUACUCGAAAUGCCGCCCAUGCGCGUCUACGAGGUCGCCACCUUCUACACAAUGUACAACCGCACGCCCGUCGGCAAGUUCCACGUCCAGGUCUGCACAACGACCCCCUGCAUGCUGUGCAACAGCGACGCCGUGAUGAAGGCGGUGGAAGACACGCUGGGCAUCCACCACGGACAGACCACCAAGGACGGCCUUUUCACCUUCACCGAGGUCGAGUGCCUCGGCGCCUGCGCCAACGCCCCCAUGGUCCAGAUCAACGAUGACUACUACGAGGACCUCACAUACGAAUCCACCACCUCGCUGCUCAAGGCGCUGCAGAACGCUGCCGAGAAGACCGGCGCACAGCCCGGAACCCCGGGUCUCGCGGGCGACGGAUACUCGAUCAUCACCGGCGAGAACAGGAAUGUGGAGGACAGGUCGAGCAUUGACCAGGGACGGGGAUACGAGGCUGGCGGUGUGAAGGUGCCGACGCCGGGACCGUUGAGCGGGAGGGCGAGCUGUGAGCCUGCGGGCGGUCUGACGUCGUUGACGAGCGAGCCGUGGGGUAACGAGACGCUGCGGAAGGACGGAGAGCUAUGAACUGUAAAUAUUUGAGGUUCUAGCUAUGUUCGGAUGUACGUCCAGAGUUGGGCUGAUAGUUGCCAGCAUUUGUAGAACACGUCAACAACAAUUUCUUUUGACC